AUGAAACCAUUUACUUUCAUCUUAUUUUUUUCAUUAUUUUUAAUAAUAUUAACAAAUAAUAUUGAUACCGAUUUAUCAUCACAUGCUGUUAUUGUUUGUCCAGAUGGAGUAUCAAUGUGUCCAUCGACUAGUACUUGUUGUAUAUCAAUAGAUGGUGAUUAUUCAUGUUGUCCAUUGGAAGAAGGUGUUUGUUGUUCAGAUCAUAUACAUUGUUGUCCUCAACAUUAUAAAUGUGAUUUAAAAAUUUUUAAAUGUGAUCGAACAUGGAAGGCAAAACUCCUUCAAAUGAAACCAUCAUUAAAUAAAAAUUGA
Messenger RNA from Rotaria sordida, 312 nucleotides. Lineage: Eukaryota; Metazoa; Rotifera; Eurotatoria; Philodinida; Philodinidae. The record is from the annotation of a GenBank genome assembly.